Messenger RNA from Stegastes partitus (bicolor damselfish), 1874 nucleotides. RefSeq names its product Fas apoptotic inhibitory molecule a (gene faima). Lineage: Eukaryota; Metazoa; Chordata; Actinopteri; Pomacentridae. The transcript is spliced from 4 exons. The coding region runs from base 366 to 908 and encodes 180 amino acids. The record is from RefSeq and is a predicted model, not a curated record. Gene Ontology annotation, biological process: negative regulation of extrinsic apoptotic signaling pathway via death domain receptors.
GGGUUGUUAACUGAAUCCACACUCAAGAGGCAGUUUUGUUGACCCAAGAGUUCAGGCAUUGGCAGCUGUUAUUUUGAAGGGUAAUCCUUGUCACCGGAAGUCUUGCCGUCAGUAACAGCGGUAACUUACCAUGUUAUCAUCAGCCAUGUUUUUAGCAUCUCACAUUAAGCGCUCUGCUUACCGCUCCUAGACAGUCGUGUGUGUUGGUGGAGGCACUGUUAAACUCACACAGAAAAGUAACAUUAGCUCUCAUUUGUUUUUCACCAGCUAGCCUCGUUUAUUGGCUGCCCCUCAGUGCACAGCGUUCAGUUAUGCGCCAUUUAAUUCUCUAGCGUCUUUGCCUGUUGUCUCCAGCAGAAGUCAGCAUGUCGAAUGAUCUGGCUGGUGUGUGGGAGGUGGCCCUGAGUGAUGGAGUCCACAGGAUAGAGUUUGAACACGGCACGACCACCGGGAAGAGGGUCAUCUCCGUGGAUGGGAAGGAGAUCCUCAGACGGGACUGGAUGUUCAAGCUGGUGGGGAAGGAGACGUUCAGCGUGGGCCAGUCGGACACCAAAGCCACCAUCAACAUCGACGCAGUCAGCGGUUUCGCGUACGAGUACACCUUGGAGAUCAACGGGAAGAGCCUGAAGAAGUACAUGGAGAACAGGUCAAAGGUCACCAGCACCUGGGUGCUCAACCUGGACGGCAUCGACUGCAGAGUGGUGCUGGAGAAAGACACAAUGGAUGUGUGGUGUAACGGAGAGAGGAUCGAGACUGCGGGGGAGUUUGUGGAUGACGGCACAGAGACGCACUUUACACUCGGAGACCACAACUGCUGUGUGAAAGCGGUGAGCAGCGGGAAGAGACGAGACGGGAUCAUUCACACGCUGCUCGUAGACGGGACAGAGAUAGCUGAAUGCACAGAGUGACGUUUGCAUUCGUGUGAGAGUGGAAAUCAGGUUUUGUGUUUGCAUCUGUGAAACUGAGUGCGGGCGUGGAUAAAGGACUGUAAUUUAAAGCUGUGGGAGUCAGGGACCAGCUGACAGAAACAAUAAGUCGGUGGCCAUACUUUGCAGGGUUUCUUAGCCACACAUUGGUGACGGUUGUCCUGUAGUUAGUGUAGAAAGAGUAGAAGACAGGACCUGCAGUCUGAACAGCUUUAGAAGAGAAAGCCAUAAAUGUCAGUCACAAAAAAAAAAAAGAUUUACUGUCUCAAAAUGUUCACACUGGGAAAAAAAAUAACUGGGACUUUAUACUGAUAGAAACAGGACCAACCUCUGUUAUAUUACUUACAUAGAAGUCCAGAUGUGCCACAUUUAUCUACUCAGCACGUUGUUAGCGCGGGCAGCUGCUGUUGAGGUUUUUACCGUCUCAGAUGUCAUUAUGAUGAGAACUGCCAGCCACUUUACAAACAGCCCGCCCUCCUGACAAACCCCGGCCUCUCUGCUCGUCACGCCAGCUUUCUUUUAUACGUCAAUAUCGCGCCGUAGGAAGUUUCACACACCAGGGUACGAGAUUAUUCCUUGAAUGUAGCGUCACUCCAGCGCGCACCGGAGCGAUUCCUUGUUUAUGUCGACGUGUUAAAUGGUCUUCGUCGGUAUUACAGUUCCGUGUAAUUAGCUUACUGCUGUAGGUGUGUCAAAACAUUUGAGGGUGCUUUGUCUACAAGUUAUUAGCUGUAACAGUUACAUAGACAAUCAUUCCCAUGUGACAAUAUUGCCAGUGAUAAAUACACAAAUACAUGCUGAUAUCCAGUCGUACUUUCUCUUGUGUUUAGAGGUGUGCUUUUCUUUUUUUUUUUUUUUCAUUUUAAGGUCAGAUAUUAUGGUUACACAUAUUUUUGUAAAGUAAUGGUUACAAAUUAAAGACGGGACAUUUCCCUGAUGUAUCUCAAA